UGUCUCUUAACUUAUUUUAUGAGAGUCAAAAUUGUAGCAAACUCUGUCAAAAUAUUAUUUUGAAGAUGACAAAGGAAAUGAAAUUAGUAGUUAUAGCAGUCAUUUGUUUAAUUAGCAUCACCUAUGCUUCCGUAAUUAAAAAUUAUACAGAUUUUUCUGAAAUUUCUGGAUUUGAACUGAACGGAAGCGAAAGGGCUGAUAACUGCAUACAUUUGCAUGGAAUUUGCAGGAACAGCGACCAGUGCUGCACACAUACGACAAAAUUUUCCCACGUUCGAUGCGUCUGUCGGAUGGCUACAAGACGGGGCAAACCUAUCAAGACAAGAAAACCAAGACCAUGCCAUUGCGGGAGAGAAGGACCAUUUUGGGAAAUAUGGGCUGAUGAUAUUAAUGAUCUCGGAUAAUAUAUAGGUGGUGAAGUAUGGCAACCAUGUUAUGAAAAUGACAUUUUGUAUGGUUGAAUAAAUGUCUUUAAAAACAAAA
Parasteatoda tepidariorum (common house spider) is the source of this 483-nucleotide messenger RNA. RefSeq lists its product as uncharacterized. Lineage: Eukaryota; Metazoa; Arthropoda; Arachnida; Araneae; Theridiidae. The record is from RefSeq and is a predicted model, not a curated record.